UUCAGCAUAUAUAAUAUAUAUUCAAUUAAAGACUACAGCUAGAAAUGUCUCGAAGAUAUGAUACUCGUACUACCAUUUUUUCUCCAGAGGGUCGUCUUUUUCAAGUUGAAUAUGCUAUGGAAGCAAUUAGUCAUGCAGGCACCUGUCUUGGUAUUCUUGCUACAGAUGGGGUUGUACUAGCAGCAGAGCGACGAAACACAAACAAAUUACUUGAUGAUGUACUCUCAGACAAGAUAUACAAAUUAGACGAAAACACUGUGUGUAGUGUUGCAGGCAUUACCUCUGAUGCCAAUGUUUUGACAGCACAACUAAGACUUACAGCUCAAAGAUAUUUAUUACUCUAUCAAGAAGCCAUGCCAGUUGAACAGUUAGUUAGCAGUUUAUGUGAUCUCAAACAAAGAUACACACAAGUUGGGGGUUUUCGUCCAUUUGGUGUAUCACUACUUUAUAUUGGUUGGGACAGUCGUCUUGGGUUUCAGUUAUACCAAAGCGAUCCCAGUGGGAAUUAUUCAGGCUGGAAAGCCACUUGUAUAGGAAACAAUAGUGUCGCUGCAAUUUCCAUGUUAAAGCAAGACUAUAAUGAAGAUGGUAUGAAUCUUGAAGAAGCUUUACAAUUAGCAGUAAAAGUUUUGGGGAAAACUUUAGAUGUUCAAAAGCUUACUUCUGAAAAAGUUGAGAUUGCUCAUUUGACUCGCAAAAAUGGUCAAACUAAAAUUCAUAUACUAAGUAGCGACGAAAUCAAUAUUCUUUUGCAACGCCAUGAGGAGGAGCAAAAAAAGCUAGAAGAUGAAAAAAUGAAAUUAGAAAAACAAAAAGCAACAAAAAAAUAAACUUAAGCAACUAUUUUCUGUUUCUAAUGUUGUUUGCAUUGUUUAUCAUGUCGACUAAUGAUUGUCUCAAAUCCUUGCUUAGUUUGUUUACUAAGAUAAAGUUAUAUCAUUGGUUUAUUUACUGAAGAUAAUGUAUCAUUGGUUUGCUUACUAAAUAAAAUAAAAAUGUAGUCUUUAUGAAAAAAAAAGUUUCAAAGAA
This is a messenger RNA of Hydra vulgaris (swiftwater hydra), 1029 nucleotides long. Its product is annotated as proteasome subunit alpha type-4. Gene Ontology annotation, biological process: ubiquitin-dependent protein catabolic process; proteasomal protein catabolic process. Gene Ontology annotation, cellular component: proteasome core complex; cytosol; proteasome core complex, alpha-subunit complex. The record is from RefSeq and is a predicted model, not a curated record. Lineage: Eukaryota; Metazoa; Cnidaria; Hydrozoa; Anthoathecata; Hydridae.